UUCAGUUCAGUUUUCCUUAUCAGCCAAAGAACAGUUGGAGCCGGAGAGCCAGAAUGCCGAAACGAGAAAUAAAAGAAGAAAAGCCGAAACUCUUUAAAAUCAGGAGAGCAGGAGAGUCUAAGAAGUUCGGAGUAGCAGCGUCGACCCUGAAGGAGCUGAUCAGGAAAGGAUGUGGGCUGUUUCAGGCGUCUCCGUCGAAGGCGCAGUGCUGUCUGUACGAGGACGGGACUCUGAUAACGGAAGAGUAUUUCCUACACGUUCCUGAAAACACAGAGGUGGUUCUGCUUUCUGCUGGGCAGAGCUGGAGCGGCUCUGUGGUUUAUGACCUUGGCCAGGUGCUGUGUUUGGACAGACAUGCAGACGAGCUCAUCAGUGCAGCCAAGAACCUGCUGCAGGACGAUGAUGAAGAGCUUCCUGCUAAAAGAAGAAAACUCCUGGGGGAUCUCUUGUGUAAUCUGAAAGACAACGCAGAUCUGGAGGACAGAGCAGAUGAUGAGGAAUGGUUUGAAGGGAUUGACACAAGGUUUAAGACCAAGUCGGCAUAUAUGAAAUACAACUGUGAACAAAGGAUACGGGGGUACCUGAAAGAGGUGGAUGGUCAUGCUCAGACUAUUCAGAGUGUUAGGGCGAAAGGUGAAUAUAAGAAGGUGGUGAUGAGCUUGGCAGAAAAGCUGAAAUCUGAGCGUUAUAAUGGUAAUUACUUUGACAGGACAGAGAAGGAGCUACAUCGACUCUGCACUAAUGAAGGCUGGUUCUCUUGUCAGGGUGCUUUUGAUCAAGAGAAGUGUGGGUCUCUGCAUUCAAUAAAUCCAUACGGCAACCGUGAGAGCAGAAUACUCUUCAGCACCUGGAAUCUGGACCACAGAAUUGAGAAGAAGAGAACAAUCAUACCGACUCUUGUUGAAGCACUUCAUGCUAAAAAGAGCAGCGACAUAAACCUGGACUAUUUCUACAAACUGCUGUUCACUCGAGAAAACCUCAAACUGGUUCACAUUGUCUGCCACAAAAAAGGGGCUCAUGACCUAACAUGUGAUUCACGCCAAGUGUACAAACGGGCUAAGAAGACUCAGAGGUGACAUGGGUAAUAAUCGCCUCAUGGAUUCCAUAGAUUAGUCUGGGGAAAGUGGUUAUUUUCUGCCAACUGGGAACACGUAGCAUUUACAAGAACAAAAACGGGUCUAUACAGGUCUUUUUAUAUUGUAUUUUUUAUAAAAUAUGAAUUAUUUUUUCAUAAUGACUUGUAAUUGUUUACUUUUUAUACCUUUUAUAUUUUUUUAAUGUGGACUUUACUAGUGGUCCCCUUUGAUUUUGUGUACACUGAUCAGUGACUGAACUAUUAAAUUCAAUUUCUUAUGCACCCUCA
This is a messenger RNA of Colossoma macropomum (tambaqui), 1363 nucleotides long. RefSeq names its product DNA fragmentation factor, beta polypeptide (caspase-activated DNase) (gene dffb). Gene Ontology annotation, molecular function: DNA endonuclease activity. Gene Ontology annotation, biological process: apoptotic DNA fragmentation; apoptotic process. The coding region runs from base 54 to 1076 and encodes 340 amino acids. The transcript has 7 exons. The record is from RefSeq and is a predicted model, not a curated record. Gene Ontology annotation, cellular component: nucleus; cytoplasm. NCBI's taxonomy places the organism in Eukaryota, Metazoa, Chordata, Actinopteri, Characiformes, Serrasalmidae.